Molecule: messenger RNA, 960 nt
Organism: Desarmillaria tabescens
Lineage: Eukaryota; Fungi; Basidiomycota; Agaricomycetes; Agaricales; Physalacriaceae
Exons: 5
Coding region: 1-960 (319 amino acids)
Source: RefSeq, a predicted model, not a curated record
AUGUCGGCACCUGGUCUUGAAGAAAUCAACUUUCGUUCAACGGCUGUUAGCAACAUUAUCAACUAUGGCACAUUAUGCACCUAUGACCCUCACCGACAUACUAUCAUUGCAGCUCCUUACCCAGCCACCAAAAACAAAAAAGGCGUCUUGCUCCCAGUUCCUGUGCGAAAACUCAAUGGACAUAUGAAACUUCAUACCAAUAUCCAGCUCGGAUCAUGCAUCUGUGGACCUCGUCAAGGUAGACCUGAGGAGUAUGUCCUGUUGCAAGUCAUUCGCUGUGGUGCUGGGUCCCUUCCCAGAAAUGUUGGGAAAUAUGCUUUGGUAUGUCCUAACGGUAAACAUGAUGGCUGUGGGUGGUGGGUACCACUCUUCAAAAUUUUUUCCAAUGGGCCGCCCAAUUUCCUUAUGCAUAGUGUUGGCGUUUCAUGUUGGCCACUGGCUCUAGAUCCACUCGACCACUAUGUACUUACAGAUGGCUCUGCUAUGUCCCUUGUGCCUGGACUUGAUCAGGACUGGUCUGAUGCUGGUGACGAUGAUGACGACGCUCUAAGUGCCCUCUCAUCCCUUCCUCCAUCACAGAACCCAUCACCCAACAGUACUUCCCAACGACAAUCACCACCAGAUUCUAAGCGCCACACUUCCCUUCAGACUCAUCCUUUGGCAUCGACUCAGACUCAGACUCAGACACAUGCAUCCCCCUCUAUCCCACCGAUUGCCACACAUACUCCUUCACCUUUGGCACGGCAGAGUCAGAAUUCACGAGGACAAGGCUCGCCUACUUUUCACGGUCCUACCAUCUCUGCCUCUGCAUUGUAUUCCUCUCCUGCACAGCCCAAUGUACGCAAUUCUCCACUCUAUUUGGAUGAGGCCACCUCCAGUCAAGCUAAGGAUGAGCUUCUUCCUUCGACUCCAGCCUAUUCCCAAAAUCCCGAUAGCAAUUACUCAGUACUCGUGUGUUAG